Messenger RNA from Capsella rubella, 850 nucleotides. RefSeq lists its product as uncharacterized. Bases 60 to 833 code for a protein of 257 amino acids. The record is from RefSeq and is a predicted model, not a curated record. The transcript is spliced from 3 exons. Lineage: Eukaryota; Viridiplantae; Streptophyta; Magnoliopsida; Brassicales; Brassicaceae.
AACAAAUCAAAGUAUAUUAACUUUCAAAAACAUGUAGCACUGAUUCAUUGACGAGAGACAUGUCGAUAACAAGAGUACGAGCUGUGACACAUCAAGAUCUUGUUCCUAACCCCAAAACCACCGAUCUCAGAAGCAAAACCGGUAUUUUCGUUGUCGUUUUGACCAUAAUCUUUGGCCUCACCUGCUUUGUUCUUUGCCUCUAUGCCGAAGCCACAAGAUCUCAGUCUAUAUGGGGAAGCAAAACGUGCGUGUACAACAGUAGCGGCAAAACGCCGUUGUUGUGCGGCGCAAUUGCGUUUGUGGGACUAGCGGUUGCGAUGGUAGGCUUGCACAUGUACUUACUUAUCGCAGUCACCGCAUCGCCGCCACUACUUUUUGUUGAGUGGGAUCCUGACUCUGUUCCUGCCAAGAGACUCACGUUUCAAGCAGCAUUUUUCUUCGUCUCAACGUGGAUUUGCUUUGGUGUUGGAGAGGUUCUGUUGUUGGUGGCACUAAGCGUGGAAUCAGGACAUCUAAAGAACUGGUCUAAGCCAAAACCUAGUUGUCUGGUAAUCCGGCAAGGCUUAUUUUCAGCGGCCGGAGUGUUCUCACUUCUAACCAUCUUUCUAGCCACGGGACUUUACUUAACUGCUCUACAAGCCCAUAGGAUCUCUAAGGAUCUUGAAAAUACACAUAGAGAAAUCCUCGAGGCAUCAGUUCUAUAUGCAUCUCCUCCAAGAUCGCCGAGUAAUCGGAUGGCUACGGUAGCUCGAGAAGGUCCUGUGACCGUUAGAGAUGAGUCGACAUCUCUAGAAUGUCUCGUUUUUUUAAAGCAACUUCCACUUAUAGUAUAGUGUAUAUGGUAGAUAAG